Messenger RNA from Anneissia japonica, 3502 nucleotides. RefSeq names its product receptor-type tyrosine-protein phosphatase F-like. Gene Ontology annotation, molecular function: protein binding. The record is from RefSeq and is a predicted model, not a curated record. Bases 329 to 3502 code for a protein of 1057 amino acids. Lineage: Eukaryota; Metazoa; Echinodermata; Crinoidea; Comatulida; Comatulidae. The transcript is spliced from 12 exons.
CUGUGCUUUGGCACUAACAAGAACCUCCACCAGGAAUUGAGACCACAGGUCAGAAUCUAGUUUUCAAAAUACCAGUUAUCUUCAAACUCUUUUCGACCAAUGCGAUUGAAAAUAAUGCGGACAUCUUUCACUGGUGGAAUACCUAAUCCAUCGUAAAUCAAAGAUUUUAUUCUACCAAUGCUUUGAGCUCAUUUAUUUUGCUAAGGCUCUGGUAUGGUUGAAUUUGUCGUUUUUGUAAGUUAGGUCUGUAGAAAGGAACUUAGUGAAUCUUGGAAAGUUCUUUCAGAGGGAUAAUUUCGUCUUUUUGUAUCGUAUAACAUUUCGAAAAAUGUGGAUGUUAACAGAAUAUUUCAUGGUACUUUUUUUACUUCAACUGGGCCAUGUAAACUUAGAACCAUUGGCUACGGACAUACUGAAAAAAAGUUUCAUUGUAGAAACUAACGAUGAAUUGUAUGCAGCAUACCUUUCAAAAAUCAUUGAAGCCCUCUCUUCCUCAAGCUCAAAUGAUGCGGGGCAGUAUGUUUUACAACCAUUUUCAGAAUCUGAUGUUCCAAUUCCUAUCAUAUCAAACAGCUUAGCCGAAAUGCAAGAAUCAAUCGUGUCAUUGCUUGUCGAAGACAGUCAAAAUUGCUCAGCACAUGGUCUAAACAGUUUGGCAUUGUAUAGCGGCCUCAAUAGUUCGGCAUCAAAUUCACUUGUAGUUGUUCUUAGUGGUACAUCUGCUAAACCAGACGGAACUUUCAUUCCGGAAAUUUUAGAUCUCGUCCAGAAAAAGCAACUCAGGGUCAUCUUUCUUGUAUCUGAUGAGUGUACGGAGGAUGAUAUUGACGAUGGACUUCGGCUGAUGGAACAAAUUACGGAAGUUAGUUCGGGCGUAAUAUUUUCAUUGGACACCCUAAAUAUUAGCCAGGUCAUCCGAUUUAUCCAAACAUUUGAGUAUGGUGAAGAUGCAAGUCUUAUAUCCCCAACGUUGUCCUCGCCAGGCGUUAGUUCUUAUGCGUUGAUCGUUGACGAUUCAGUGGAACAGCUUUUAGUGAUCCUAACUGGGCUCGAACCAAUAAUUUCAAUCGCAGAUGUUGAAGGUGAGAAGCUGGAAGAGGAAAGGGACUUUGAGUACAUCGUUGAUUCCAACAAGUUACAGAUUAUUUUCCUGGAAAAUAUUAUUCCUGGUGAAUAUGCAGUAAGUGUGUUUUCCUCAAGUGAUAGCCUGGUUCAAGUUAUUGGUUUUGCACCAAGCCCAAUAGAUGUAAGGUAUAGGUUUUACUACGAGAAGACAGUCGACAUGACGGAGGCAACAGAAAGACCAUACACAGUACAAGGAUCAUACAACUUUAUGCUCAUGCAAAUUGAAAACACCGAAACCAAUGAAUGGUAUGCUCACGAAAUGAUUCAAGAAGUGGAAUUUGUUUCGCUGGUUGGCGAAGUGUUACCAAAAUAUAGCUUUUCUAUGGGCUCAUCAAACUUCGUAACACAAGAGGGCGCAGAUAAUGCUCAUUACGUUCUACAAAUGCAGCCACCGGAGGAUCAUUUCUACAUCAGAAUACGUGGGGUUACUAAGAACCAACCAUUCCAGAGAUCAUCCAAAGUAGCUUACUCUCAAUGGAGACCAGUUCCGACUCAGCCGUCAAGUUUUAUUGUAUUCGAAUUUGAGAACUGUGAUUACGAAGCUAUUUGGUACGAGCCGAAACACAUAUUUACAAAAUCUUUAAUUGGAUACCAGUUCUCUUUUGGAGCGGAGGCAGAUGCAGCAAUAGAUUUCCAGCUACCGUCAAAUGUAACGUCUUACAGAGUGAAACAAUUAGCAAAAGGACUGACUUAUGUAUUUACUGUGGCUGCCAUAAACGAAGCCGGCGUGGGCGAAGCAAUCUCGGUCACCGUGGUCACCCCAACAGACAAACCACGUGCACCACCAACGAACAUUCGUCUCAUUCAGACCACGGAAUCCCUGAUCGAAAUUGCCUGGCAACCACCCAUGGCAGAGAGCCGUGGUGGAAAUAUUAUUGGAUACACAACGAUACAUUAUCGGAUGUCUGAUCCAUGGAAGCGCUAUAGGUUCAACACAAGCAAGAACCAUGUUGUAUUCAAAAAACUGCGUCCAAACACAGAAUAUGGCUUCCAGAUUGCGGCCCAGACCAUAAUCGGCCAAGGACCGUACAGUCAAGCUGUCGUUUUCAAAACACAGUUUCUGGCGAUUCCUAGCAAUGUUAGUCCUACCCAAACACAGACUACUAUCCAGCCACAUAUAGACACCGAUGAGCCGAACGUGGGUAUAGAUUCAGCUUUACAUGGUCCUUCAGAAGUAAAGUCGGUAGAUCAACAAAAUGAACAAAAAUCUCUCAAUAUUGACCCAAAUGAGCAGACACAAAAUGGCCAAUUGAAUGUAACGACUGAUAAACCAAAAAUAGACAAAAUUGACACGGAACUGAAAGCAACAGUUAUACCUGUUAAGGGCGUUACUAUUAUGGAUGAUGUACACUCCAGUUUAGAACUGGGAUCACCUACACCAAGUAAAGAAAAAGCUGUUUCAAACACGACCCCUUCGGAAAGUGAAUUGAAUACUAAAGUGGAAGCUCAAACAGACAACCCGACAGUGUCUCCAGUAUCGGUAGCACGUGGAAAUAACUCGGAUGGAGAUAUUACACGUAAUGACAUAUCAGAUGUUAAAACUGAUACUCAACGAUCAGGAAAUAAAAUAGUUAGAGGAGAUGUCGGGGAAUAUGACGGAUCUUCGUACACUAAUAACAGUUUAUCAAGAAUCAUCGCAUAUCCUGUCAACGACCAAGGUGAAACGGAGUCCAACCAUGGAGAAAAUGGAGGAUCAUUCAUCACCCUUGAAAAAAAGCUUGCAGAUUUGACACAACCAGUUGGUGGCCGUGCAGUAUUUCUUUGUCGAAUAAAAGGGAGCCCGACUGUCAACUACAGCUGGUACCUUGAUAAUGAGAUCAUCGAUGUGCAAACGUUUAAGAAUAUUAGGGAAAAGAUGAUUCCUCACCGAGGAAUGCGCCUUACAAUCCGUGAUUUGACCCUCAUCGACCAGGGCGUAUAUACUUGCCGUGGAGAGAAUGAAUUUGGUAAAAUUGAAACAUCUGCUGUACUCAACGUCAGAUCCGGUCUGACGGGAAUUGUGACCGACCUCCAAGCUCCAAUUGUCUCCAGCAAUGCCGUUACCAUUAAGUGGUUUCCACCAUUACUUCAUCCUAGCGAUGGACCCCUUGUAAACUAUGUCGUAUACAUUUACAAACUGAGCCUGCCAUCGGAGAUAUACAAAUUUGAGACUAACGUCACUGAGCUCGUUUAUGAGAACUUGGAGGCGAACACUGAGUAUGUAUUUAGAGUGCGAGCAGUUACAUCUAAGGGUAAGGGACCGUACUCAUCAUUACCUGUGAAGACUACCGCGGAAGGUAGGUUGAAAUCUUAUGCGUUUAAGAUGAGACGAGCCCGAUUACGCCAGGCGAUGAACAGGAACCUCAACCAGAGCCGAUUACUACACGAGAUUCUGUGA